UAAUUAUUGUCCAGAGCAGCUUCAUACAUUAGUUAUAUAGACACACUACUUAUUCAUUAUACUGCCUACUACCGACUACGGCUCGAAUACUGCUCCAAUAGUUUAUCAACAGAUAAAUACUUCUACACCAAGCGGACUUUUUUCUCCAACAAAUUCCACACUGGCUUAUCUAACUCGAUGACUUUAAACGAGAAAACCACGCUUCUACAGCACCAACAACAGAGAUCUGUACGAGGGUUGCGGUAUUUACCAGCAAUUCACUUCAAAAGCAGAUUCCUUGUAGUAUUAGCAGCCAUUAUGACCAUCUUGGUUAUGCACACAUUGCUAGUUCUACAAGGAAAACAGCCUCUCCUUGAAGAAAAGAUCAAAUACAUUAAGAGACCAGACCCCUAUAGGAGUCUUCAUAAGAUUUUCAUCAAUGACGACCCCUUACUUGACCGUAUUGGUGUACCUACUUUAUCUCCACUGGAAGAACAUUUACACCUUGGAUCCAAAGCCAUGGUUACCAGUGAUGUACCUCUUUGUUCUACUAUGGGUAAAGAUAUACUUUUGCUGGGAGGUAAUGCGGCUGAUGCUGCUGUGACUGUAGCGCUCUGUAUUGGAACUAUCAAUUCUCACUCGUCUGGUAUUGGUGGUGGGGGAUUCAUAGUUAGUAAACAUAAGAACGAUUUCAUCAGUAUCGAUGCUCGUGAAAUGGCUCCUAGUGGAGCAUUUAAAGACAUGUACGGAGACAACUUUGUUCUUUCCAAGAUAGGCGGAUUGGCAAUAGCUGUUCCUGGUGAAUUGAAGGGGUUGUACGAGCUUUUUGUCAGACAUGGCUCGGGUAGAUUGUCGUGGAAACAAUUGCUUGAACCUGUAAUUCACUUGAACCGAAAUGGAUUCCGUUGCACUAAAGUAUUGGAAACAGUCAUUGCCAUGGAGAACAGUAUUGUUUUCUCGCAGGUACCAGAAAUCAAGACAAACUGGGACUUUAUCUUCAAGAAUGACGAGACAGUCAAGGAAGGUGACUGGAUCAGACGUCCUAACUAUGCCAAUACGUUAGAACUAAUUGCCAACAAUGGGUCUUCAGCCGUAUUCUAUGAUCCAGAAGGACCUAUUGUUGGCUCUUUGGUUAAAACUAUUAAGCAAUUUGGAGGAAUCCUCACGAAGGAUGAUUUCAAGAACUACAAAGUAAAUGUAGAACACCCUAUCAAUGUUAAUCUUACCAUCGGAGAUAAGGACCUUUCUGUGUAUACGGCCAAUGGUGUUUCCAGUGGUUUAGCUUUGGUAGCCGGAUUGAAUUUCUUCAACGAAAUCAUCAAUGAUAAGGAUGAUGUCCUGCUUACGCACAAGCUAGUUGAGAGUUUCAAAUGGCUAUCUGCUAUCAGAUCGGAGUUUGGUGACGUCAACAUCGAUAACUACAAGCAAGACUUGAUUACCAAGUACACCAGCAAGUCGUGGAUCAAGGAGGUAUUCGACAAGGGCGAGUACUCAGACGAAAGGACGUUUCCCUGGACCAACUACCAUCCCAAGUACGAGUUGACUGAGCCUGAAGGUACGUCUCACUUCUCGAUUAUUGAUGAGGAGGACAAUGCCAUUUCCAUGACUACUACAGUUAAUCUUCUAUUCGGCUCUUUAGUCUACGACAACAGCACAGGUAUAAUUCUUAACAAUGAGAUGGAUGAUUUUUCGCAGCCAAAGGUGCCCAAUGCUUUCAACCUAACUCCUUCUAUCUACAACUUCAUCGGUCCGCAUAAAAGGCCGUUAUCGUCGACGGCGCCCACGAUUAUUGUAGAUAGCGAUACCGGGAAGCCGGAUCUUUUGAUCGGAGCUGCGGGUGGCCUGCGUAUUCCUACUGCUGUUUUACAGGCUAUCGUGCGUAUCUACUAUGAGCGUAAGCAGCUAUUGCACACUAUCUCUUUCCCUCGAUUACAUCAUCAGCUCAUUCCACGGAAUAUUAUGGUGGAAAACUUUACUGUGUUUGAUGAUGAACAUGGCCACAACAACAUACAGACUGCGUUGUGCAAGUUGGGCCACACUUUCUACGAAAGCGGGUCAUUAACGUCAAUGAAUGGGAUUCACCGCAACGGCGACCAUCUAGAAGGAGUCAGUGACUUUUGGCGGAAACGAGGCGAGGCCGAUGGAUAUUAGAAUUUGUGCAGAAGUCCAAUAUCGAUUUGAUCCUCCGGAGCGUUAUUUUGCCGUGAUAGAGAAAUUGGAUUAUUCAAUGUAAAUAAUAUUCUAAUAGAUCAAGUAAAAAAUUUC
Messenger RNA from Scheffersomyces stipitis CBS 6054, 2244 nucleotides. RefSeq names its product gamma-glutamyltransferase (gene CIS2). The transcript is spliced from 2 exons. Lineage: Eukaryota; Fungi; Ascomycota; Pichiomycetes; Serinales; Debaryomycetaceae. Gene Ontology annotation, biological process: glutathione catabolic process. The record is from RefSeq and is a predicted model, not a curated record. The coding region runs from base 178 to 2130 and encodes 650 amino acids. Gene Ontology annotation, molecular function: glutathione gamma-glutamate hydrolase. Gene Ontology annotation, cellular component: fungal-type vacuole; plasma membrane.